GGGUGGGGUCUCUGAGGGGCCGUGAGCGCGGCGCGGGGCGCGCACGAGGGCGCGGGCUGGGACCUGCGGCGGUCGCCUAGUUGCCGCCCUCAGUGGCCGUCGCCGUCGCUCUCGACGCCGAGGUCCCGGGCUAGCCGCGGGCGCUCGCUCCUGUGAGUGGCGUCCAAGGCCGAUCCUCCUGGCGGUGUGGUGACAACGCCGGGCUGACGGCCAAGGGCAGCUGAGGCGGCGGCACAGGAAAGCGGCGACCAGGCGGAGGCGUACGUGCGGCGGAGUCCCGGAGCCGGGAGGAGGCCGAGGGGACCAUGUCCGGCAGGCGCUUCCCGUUCUCCACCACGGACCGCGUCAUCAAAGUCUUUACAGCAUCUAAAGCACCAGGAAUAUAUAGUCCUCUCUUAGUACUCAGAAUAUACUCUACAUAAUCCUUCUGGAUGAAUCAAGGUCAUCAUUGUAUACACUGUCCCUUUUCCUCCAACCCACCGACUUAAUUUGAAGGAAGUAUUCGAGAAUGGGAAACCUAAAAUUGAUGUUUUGAAAAACCAUUUGGUCAAGGAAGGCCGACUGGAAGAGGAUGUAGCUUUAAAGAUAAUUAAUGAUGGGGCUGCCAUCCUGCGACAAGAGAAGACUAUGAUAGAAGUGGAUGCCCCAGUCACAGUGUGUGGUGACAUUCAUGGACAGUUCUUUGACUUGAUGAAGCUGUUUGAAGUCGGGGGAUCGCCUACUUGCACGCGCUACCUCUUUCUCGGUGACUAUGUGGACAGAGGCUAUUUCAGUAUAGAGUGUGUGCUGUUUUUAUGGAGUUUAAAGAUUAUUCAUCCCAAAACAUUAUUUCUGCUUCGAGGAAAUCAUGAAUGCAGGCAUCUUACAGAAUACUUCACCUUCAAACAGGAAUGUCUAAUCAAAUAUUCAGAACGGGUGUAUGAGGCAUGUAUGGACACGUUUGAUUGUCUUCCUCUUGCUGCCCUCUUAAACCAGCAGUUUCUCUGUGUCCAUGGAGGAAUGUCACCUGAAAUCACUUGUUUAGAUGACAUUAGGAAAUUAGACAGGUUUACUGAACCUCCAGCCUUUGGGCCAGUGUGUGACCUGCUUUGGUCUGAUCCCUCGGAGGACUAUGGCAGUGAAAAGACCUUGGAGAACUAUACCCACAACACUGUCCGAGGGUGCUCUUACUUUUUCAGUUACCCUGCAGUUUGUGAAUUUUUACAGAACAACAAUUUAUUAUCAAUAAUCAGAGCCCAUGAAGCUCAAGACGCUGGGUAUCGAAUGUACAGGAAGAGCCAGACCACCGGCUUUCCAUCACUUAUUACAAUUUUCUCUGCCCCUAAUUACCUAGAUGUCUAUAACAAUAAAGCUGCAGUAUUGAAAUAUGAAAACAAUGUCAUGAAUAUCAGGCAGUUUAACUGUUCUCCACAUCCCUAUUGGCUUCCAAACUUUAUGGAUGUUUUCACCUGGUCUUUGCCUUUUGUUGGGGAAAAAGUCACAGAGAUGCUGGUUAACAUUCUGAACAUAUGCUCUGAUGAUGAACUGAUGUCUGACGAUGAAACAGAAGAUCUCUACAUUUCAAGCUUUCAGAAAGGAGGCACUACAGUUCGGAAAGAGAUCAUCAAGAAUAAAAUCAGAGCCAUUGGGAAGAUGGCACGGGUCUUUUCGGUUCUUCGCGAAGAGAGCGAGAGUGUGCUGACCCUCAAGGGCCUCACACCCACAGGCACACUCCCCCUGGGUGUCCUCUCGGGAGGGAAGCAGACCAUUGAGACUGCCACAGUAGAAGCGGUAGAGGCCCAGGAAGCCAUCCGAGGGUUUUCACUGCAGCACAAGAUCCGGAGUUUUGAAGAAGCCCGAGGACUGGACCGAAUUAAUGAGCGAAUGCCACCUCGAAAGGACAGUGGACACGACGGGCCAGCGAAACUGGUGACCCCAGUCCAUGGGAAGAAAGCCCAGUGAUGACUCAGUUGUGCUGGGACACAGGUCGAUCCCAAGCUUAAGAACAAAUUUUAUUUAUUAUCAGAAAAUGCAACAAAAACAAACCUGGAGGUGCAUUCAUAAUUUAGUCUGGAUUUACUCUGUAAGAAAGGCAAAUGUUUUAUAAAUUCUUUUAAUUUGUGUUCAAUAUACACAAAAAGCACAUCUGUUUUGUUUUUUCCCUUUUAUCCCCCUAAUUUUUAGGAGCAAAUCUGAUUGUUAUCAAUACAUAUGUGAAGUUUGUGCUAUCAGGGGGAACUUCCCCUAAUAAAAGGGCCUUGGAAACCUCAGCCCUGGGUUUCUGACUUGAACUAGUUAGCCUUUUAUCUUGCUUUUGGAAGGAAGUAGCAUUUAUCUAAGACUACUAACUUUUCAAACUGGAGGUAGUUUUUCUUCUUUUUGCUGGGUGCCACUGGGAAAAUGUGUCUUACAUUUCAGUGGCUAAAAUUGCUUCUGUUCUGAUAGAAACUUGCUUAGAUUAGAGCUUCCAGGUGAAUAACCCACUGGUUAAAAGGACCGAGGAGAAUGUUUUUCAUAGUAGCCUGCUCUUCUGGACUCUCAAUUCUUUUUAACAUGUUCUAGUAAAACAAAAUAAAAAUAAUGAAUUUUCUUAGA
Molecule: messenger RNA, 2574 nt
Organism: Cavia porcellus (domestic guinea pig)
Lineage: Eukaryota; Metazoa; Chordata; Mammalia; Rodentia; Caviidae
Gene: Ppp3cc
Product: protein phosphatase 3 catalytic subunit gamma
Exons: 16
Coding region: 628-1941 (437 amino acids)
Biological process (GO): calcineurin-mediated signaling
Cellular component (GO): cytoplasm; calcineurin complex
Molecular function (GO): calmodulin-dependent protein phosphatase activity; calmodulin binding
Source: RefSeq, a predicted model, not a curated record